AUGGUUUUCAACGCAACCGCUCUUGUGCCACCCAAUUGCUUUGUCAGGAUUGGGAAGAAUCUGUUUCAGAAGAUUUUUGUCCAGAAUGGGAAGAAUCUGGACCAAAAUGUUCAAACUGAUGUACUGUACAUAGACUUUGAGAAGGCUUUCGAUACCGUAGACCACCAGAUCCUUUUAAAAAAACUUAAACAUUUUGGUGUAGUACACCGCAUGCAUGAUUGGUUCAAAGAUUAUUUGCAUCAACGAUUCCAACGAGUUGUUGUACACGGUGCAGUCUCCGACUGGGCACAUGUUACUUCGGGCGUUCCGCAAGGAAGUAUUUUGGGUCCUAUGCUAUUUGUAAUAUUCAUAAACGAUUUACCAGACGUUGUGCCAGAUUGUAUCUCUACAGGACUUUACGCAGAUGACACCAAAGUCUACAGGGACGUAUAUCAACUAUCGGUGACU
This is a messenger RNA of Paramuricea clavata, 447 nucleotides long. NCBI's taxonomy places the organism in Eukaryota, Metazoa, Cnidaria, Anthozoa, Malacalcyonacea, Plexauridae. The record is from the annotation of a GenBank genome assembly.